GGAUCGAGUCGAACAGUUUUCAAAUUUUAAACAUGAAACUUGAACCUUGCAUCACUGCGGAUAAAAAAAAUGAAUUUAGCUGCAACAAACGAGCCCACUGAUGUAAAAUAACAGAGCCGCCGACUGUGUUGGUUGGAAGCUUGGGAUCUUUUAAACGUAACGUGACAACAAAACGGAGGCUGUGGAGUAAUUGCCGUGGGAAGAGGACAUGGACUACUUACAGAAAGUGCUUGCAGAAAUUUCAGUGAAAGUGGAUAAUUUUCCUAUUGGAGCAGCAAAUGUCCAUGACAGUGUUUCACUAGAGUCUGAAAUAAACACAAUACAGUCCAAGAUACAAUGCGCUCAAGCUGAUGUACUCAUCUUACAAGCACUGACAGAAAUUGCUAAAAACUCUAAUGCAAAUAGAGGCAAAACGGAUCACACACACAUAGCAAAAUAUGAGAAUGCUCUGGUGGAUGAUGCAUCAGUCAUAAAUCACCCAGGAAAUAUGGCAGUUCUUGCAGAGGAGGCAGCAGCUCUACAGGAAGCUCUUGAAAUGCAACCCGAAGAAAUGGAGGAUCAGCCCUUAUCGUGUCGCUCACUCGUGGAACGUAUAAAAAACAUUGUGCCUAAGUGUUCAUCAGCUCAACUUAAAUUAUUGGAAAUUCAAAACGAUAUCAGCCAAAAACUAAGAGAGAUCCAAGAAGUGGAGUGUACACUUAUGAAGAAGAAAGCAAAGUAUGCCAGUGAUUUGGUGGAACAGAAGAAACAUUUGGAUAAAAAGAGAAGUUCUAAAGAUGAGGGAUAUGACAGGCCGGCAACUACAGAUUUAGACAAAGGACACACACUUGAUGGACAAGUUGCAUAAUGUCAUCUCAUCAAUGACUGUUCUUGGAUUACCUGAAUCGGCACAAGUUUUGUUUCUGUGUAUUAGAAAUGACCUUCUGGUAUGGUCUGGAAAUGGUAAAAGUUGAUUUCUUUAUUAUGGGACCUGCAGCUUAUAUUGUGCAGAAAAUUGGAAAACAGUAAUCUGCUUGACUUUUAUUUUGGUAUACAAGCUUAGUUCAGCUUUAUUGCUUUCAUCAGUAUGUGCCCUGACAUAGAUGAACACAUCACAACUUUGAAUGAACCAUUAUUGCUAUCUGUAGUUGUUGUUAUAUUAUUUUCAGCAACAUUUUUUAGCUGUUCAAUAAAAACAUGUUAUAUGUACAACAGCAAAUUAUCGAACAGCUUCGGAACAUUGCUGAAAAUAUUACAACCAACUACUACAGACAGUGGUAAUGGUUUACUCAUAGUUGACAUAUGUCCAUUGACAAUGUCAGGACAUGUACUGAUGAAGGCAUUAAAGCCAAAAUAAGCUUAUGUACCAAAAUAAAAUAUCAAGCAGCAUACUGUUUCCAAAUACUCUGGUAAAAGUUCAAAAUAAUACCUAUGUUGACUUCGUGUUUUUCAAUAUUGAGUAAUUCAACUAAAGCUACAGCUUU
Messenger RNA from Schistocerca cancellata (South American locust), 1463 nucleotides. RefSeq lists its product as uncharacterized. NCBI's taxonomy places the organism in Eukaryota, Metazoa, Arthropoda, Insecta, Orthoptera, Acrididae. The transcript is spliced from 5 exons. The record is from RefSeq and is a predicted model, not a curated record. Bases 209 to 847 code for a protein of 212 amino acids.